AUGCUGUUUCCACUCGCGAAGAGCUCUAAUGCGAACAAUAAGGAUGCAUCUUCUCCAUCCUGGUCGUUCGAGAGCGCAAUUAAUAUCCUUCAACACAAACAUUUGGAGUUGUUGCCGGCUUUGAAGACCUUUUUAGAUUCUAAUAAAAAACUCAUCACCGAUCCAUUUGGGUUCUUGAAUAAUGACUCCCAAAAACUAAAGGUGACUCAGGCAGAUAUUGAUAAAGAAGAGGUGAAAUUGGGCGGAAUACUGUAUUCCAUUGACAAAACAGUGACGGAUGUGAAAACAAUAGAAGUAUUGGCCAAAAAGCUAAACAUCGACCCUAAUCAAGUUUUGAAGAGUAUAAUCCAGACAAAUGAAAAAAGAAUUUUGGGAUUGGAUGAAAUCAAAAAAAACUUCAACCACAUCAACUUGAUUCCAAAAGCCAAUGCAAACAAGGAUAAUGGACCUGAAGAUAAUAACAUUUACGACCCAAAGAAUUUGAUCUAUUCUUUAGAAAUUCUAAAAGAAAAAAGACAACUUUUCACCCUUGUCAUUUCUAUCUUUAAAAAUCAAACAUUGGAUCCAAGUCUUGAAGAUAUAACUAACAGCAUAUUGAUUAAUUAUGAGUCAAUGGUUGAUAAAAUAUUGAGUAAUAUUUCGUCUGAUAUCGACACGCUAUUGGACUCGGAUCUUGAUAUAACCUCCGUAGACGAUGAUGCGAUUAAUUUUGAAAGAAGUUUGUCAUUGAUCAUAAAGAAGGAAUGUGCUCUCAUCAUAUCAGAAUAUCUCAGACUUUUAAUUCAAAUUUUAAUUCCAAUUAACCCUUCAAAUAAAUUGAUUAAAAAAUGGUUUCAAUUAAUGGGAAAGACUAAAUGUUUUACCUCCAUGUGCUCUGAGAAUACUGAAAAAAAUCAUCACACCGAAACAAUAUAUUCUUUGGCAACUAUUGCGUCAUUAUUGUUUUUGGGUUUGGAAGUUGAGGAAAAUGUGUUUAACAUCAAGUUGAAUUAUUUGAGUGAUGUAUCUGUUUACAAUGAAAUCCAAAAAUCAAUAUUUGGUAAUGAUUUCACUAGUUCUUUGAUCAUCUAUGGAUGGAACAUUAUUAAUUUCUCCAGAUAUUUGUUGUUUGAGGAGUUCCCAGAAGCUAAUGAUGCUAACAAAUUUUUAUCAGGUUUGAAUUUUACUCUUGAGGAUUUUAGACAUCAAGUAACAGAAUGUAUUUUGAUUGCAGAACAUAAGAGAGAAAUAUUCGACAGUAUUUUAGAGAUUCAUGAUAAUAUUACCUUUGAUCACAUAUAUAAAGUCAUUUUGGCUUCUUUUGUCAAGGCUUUGUUGCCAUUUGUUAAAAUCACUACCAAAUCAUCGAUAUCAUUUUCAAAGCUUUUAAAGGCCAUGGCAACAUUGACCUUAGAAACUGGAAUGGAGUCAAGUGAAGCUGUUGUUGCCAUGAACGAAAAAACCUUCUUGGAGAGCUUUGUGCUCGAUAAUAAUUACUUGAAGGCUGUACAAAUCCAUAAGUUGAAGGUCCCGGAGGAUUUGGAUGCUUUGGCCUGCUUCAUGAACUUAAUUAAUGUGGAUGGAAAAUUAGCAUACUCAGUUUUGAGUAGUAUGGAUACUUAUUACCAUAUUUUCAAGAAUGGAGAAUUGAAAUACGAAUAUCUCAGCAAUUUAAUUUCAGCAAAUAGUUUUGCAAAUAACGAACCAGCUAUCGAUGAAGAUGUCGCAGUUCUUACUCAAGAUGCUAUCAUUAGAACAAUAUUUGAGCCAACAUCUAACUCAGACUAUUUGCGAAUUGAAUCGGGAGCUCAGCUUAAAGUUUUGCGAGCAAACAAAAAUAGUUUUAGCAAUCAAUCUACCACCGAACCAUCUGAGAAUUCUGAAAGUCCAGAUCAAUGGAAUGCUGCUAUCUUCAAAUAUAAUUAUAAUGGGUGGUCUCUAAUUGGUAAAACGCUUGAAAAUUUGGUGAGUGGGUUAUCGCUUUUUGAUGAAAACAAAAGUUCUUUUAUCAAUGAAAGGUCAAUAAGCAAAAUCAAGGAUCUCUCGGAGGACCUCAGUUCCAAUGAAUUUAAAACCAAAAAUGAUCUUAUUCUCUGUAUUUUGAAUCUUUUGGUUACGGUAUUCAGCUCAGUCACUUUUGAAGAAGCUGAAGAUUUAAUCAAAAAAUUCCAAGCCUCAGCAUCAUUGAAUUUCUUUGAGUUGAUAUUUAAGAUUUUGAAAAUCUCUUUACAAUCCAAAGAUUUGGAUAAAUUGACGUUGAUUAAUAAGUUAUUGAAUAAUUUGUUGCAAGUUGGAGGUAGUGGUAUUAGCGGAUUCUCAAGAGAAGUCUGGUCGGUACUUAUCAAAUCCAAUUAUUUUGAUGUUAAUGGGAGUGGUACUGGUGGAAGUGGUGAUGUGCUAAAUGACAACAACCUUCUAUUGAACAUAAUUUUUGCCAACCAAAAGUCAAAGGGUGAUUAUAAGUUUGGUAUUUCAUUGAUAAAUUUAGCCGACUCUUUAAUAAUUGAUGCAUUGUCUAUUGAAAAUGUUAGUGAUAAUAAUAAUAAUAUUUCCCUUAAGAUUAAGGAUGAAAUUAUUUCUAAAUUGACAACAAUAUUUAUUGCUAGUUAUGAAAAUUUUUUCAAUUGGGACUUCAACAAGCAAUAUCAAAGAUUCGAAUUUGGAAUUUUGAUUUUAGAUUUAUUUUCCAAGAUAUUAUUCACAAUUUAUAGCAUUGAUUUAAAUAACCCUGGUACAAAACAAAAGAGUCCUACAUACGCCAAUAAUCCGACCUUAGUAUUAAAGAAUUCAGGGAACAAGAUCAUAAAUUCGUUUUUAACUAGUAACAGCUUCGAUUGUUUGACAAUUAAGCCUUUAGAAGCUAUCAUUAAUAAUUUGAUUAGCUUCAGUCCGAUGGCAGAUAGCUUGUCAAUUGAAACUCACGAUAAUUUAAGCUUGUGGUAUGAAAAUUUUGUUUAUUCUGUGUUCGAUUUUAACAAGUUGAUGAUUUCUUUAAGAUCAACUAUCUUGAAGAGCGAUAUUUCUGUUUUGGAACAAUCUAUUUGCAACAAUCUUAAAAGUUUGAUCAAGAUUUAUUUGAAGUUCCCAAGCUUAAAAUUGAAAAUUAUGAACUUGAUUAUCGGUCUAAUCAAUAGUAUUUAUGGUGACGAGAAAGGUGGUAAAAAUAGUGAUGACAAAAAGACCAAAAAUAAGCAGCCUUCUUUAUUAUCAUAUUUAGGUGAUUCACAUUCCAAGAUCUUAUUGAACUCUUUGGCCAUUGAUUUGGAAGGCACAUUAAUUGAUUUUAACUUGAAGAACUCGUUAUAUGACUUUUUUGCUAACGUGUUGGAGAAAAAUCAAGAAGGAUUGUCCAUAAUGUUGUUGACUGGGGUUAGUAAUCAAAAGAAGAAAGAUGCUAAAUCUCAAACCGGUAAAUCGAUUCUACAAAUAUUGAAACAAAAUGUCAUAAAUUUGAACACUUAUCCUGAUUCUGUUGCUAUCCAUCUACUAGAUGCGAUCUCUUUUGCAUUCAACUCGUGGUCUACUGCGCAAAAAAUUGGUGAAGAUGAUGCAAAGUUUAUUGAGUCUUUAACUAGCUAUUUCAGUAAUAAUAUUAAUUAUUCUCCCGAAGAGACUAAUGAGUUGGAAGAUUUGACGGAAACUAUCGAGAAAACUAUCAAGAAUUGUUAUCGUGUGAAGUUGAUCUCCAGCAUUGGUGAAAUUUUGGCACUUUACUUGUUCAGUUGUUCAAAUCAAACAAUUAUCAAACCAAUUUUGAAUUUGUUGGAAGCUCCACAAUUCUUGAAAACUUAUGCAUCCAAGAUCUUUAGAGUCCAUAAUUACAACUCAAAUUUGCAUUUGUCCACCCACAAAGAUUUUAUCAAGUAUUUUGGGAAUUUCAAAUUGGAGGAUUUUAGAAGAACCAAUUUGAACAAAGUCCGGAGGUAUGGUAUCAGCACCGUAUAUAAUCUAUCCUUAAUGGAUCAAUUGUUCUGCAGUAAAUAUGAGUGGAAUGAUUUUCUUAGACAUGGGGUUAUUCAAACUAGUUUGAAUUUGCAAUAUGUCUCUUCACAAAAUAAUUUGAUCAAAUCUUGGGGUGCUUUGGUUUCGUCUUAUGUGAGAUUCAAGUCUUCCAAUCCAAGUAAUGAUUUUAUUGAUUUGGCAUCCUUGUUAUUAUCCAUCAAUAAUGACGAAGGGAUUCCAGCGCCGUCUUUUAGAGAUAUUUAUUUGGCGAGAAUUGAAUUGGCGUUCUUUUUAAUUUACAAUUUAUCUAAAAAGUUGCACAAAAAUGAAACUGGUAGUAUGGGGAAACAAGUUACCGAUGACCAGAUCAAUGAUUUGUUUGACGCUGUUGUUGCAUCAUUGUUGUCUGAAGAGGUAAACUUUUUGGUGAGCUUAUCGAAUAAUGAUGUUCAAUUAUACAGAUCAUUGUUACGUAUCUUGUUGAUUACUUUGAAUUUGUGUUCUAACAAGGCAUAUUUAUUGGAAAAGAAUCCUGGGGUGUUGAUUGACCUUUUUGGGAAAAUCAUUGCUAGUGGAUCUAAGGUUAUCAUUGCCAAUAUUCAAAAUGAAAUGAGUUCCCAAACAGUUAGCAAUUCCAAAACUAGUGGAUCAACUCAUGCUUCACCAAUCACUGUUAACAAAAUUGAAGAUUUAUUAUCAAUAAUAUCAAUUUUCAAAUCAUUUGCAGCGAUCAAGUUUUCUAACGAAAUUAACGAGUCAUUAUCUAUCUUACUAGAUGCUAAUGAAACCAUCAAAUACAUCAUGGAGCUCUACACUUAUUCUAGUUCAAUGUUGAUUGAUGACGAGCCGAUCUUUGCUGAUUUGGCCUUGAUGUAUAUUAUUGAAUUAAUUUCUGUCGAUGUUAUUGCUGAAAAAUUGCUCAAUUAUGGUCUUUUCUCAACUUUGAUCAACAGUCCAAUAUCCAUAGAAAUUCAAAAAGGAGGAAUUAGAUCUGAUUUGCAACCGCGGUAUCAUCAUAUUUGGUCAAACGGGUUGUUGACUAUUGUGUUGAUUUUGCUUGGUAAGUUUGGACCGAGAGUGAUCCCCGAUACUUGCAUUUUUUUGAAGAGUUUUGAAAAACAAAUCGAUUUCACAUUGAACAAUUGGUCAAAGGAUUCAUUGAUCAUUACCACCCCAAUGAUCCGUGAGACAAGUCAGUUGAUUUUGCUUCACAAAGUUCUUAAUUUGAUGAAUUUCAGAGAAUUCAUUGGUGUCAGUCAGCAAGAUGGUGAAGGAAAGGAAGCCCCACACUUCUUCCCUGGAUUGGAUACACCAAAGCAACAGGCGAAGCUUUUGGAUAGUUUGAAUCACUUAUUGACACAUCCAAAGUAUCUUCAAUCACGGAUUGUGGUGACCCAUUUCGAAGAUCAAAAUAUUAUUGAGGAAGAGUUAGUGAAUUCCAGUGUGGCUAAUACUAGUUAUAGUGGCUCUUCUAUGAUUGCUGUAAAGGGCAAGAGCAGAUUAGCAAGUCGUUUAAUUAAUGAAAUUAAAGGAUUAUGUGAAUCAUUGAAUAAUUGA
This is a messenger RNA of Saccharomycopsis crataegensis, 5478 nucleotides long. RefSeq names its product Nup188p (gene NUP188). The record is from RefSeq and is a predicted model, not a curated record. NCBI's taxonomy places the organism in Eukaryota, Fungi, Ascomycota, Saccharomycetes, Ascoideales, Saccharomycopsidaceae. Gene Ontology annotation, molecular function: structural constituent of nuclear pore. Bases 1 to 5478 code for a protein of 1825 amino acids. The transcript has a single exon.